This is a messenger RNA of Solanum verrucosum, 2458 nucleotides long. Its product is annotated as alkaline/neutral invertase A, mitochondrial-like. Bases 185 to 2146 code for a protein of 653 amino acids. Gene Ontology annotation, cellular component: mitochondrion. The transcript is spliced from 6 exons. NCBI's taxonomy places the organism in Eukaryota, Viridiplantae, Streptophyta, Magnoliopsida, Solanales, Solanaceae. Gene Ontology annotation, biological process: sucrose catabolic process. The record is from RefSeq and is a predicted model, not a curated record. Gene Ontology annotation, molecular function: endo-alpha-N-acetylgalactosaminidase activity; sucrose alpha-glucosidase activity.
UUUCUUUCCCAAAAUUGAAUCUUAUCCCAAUUUUUUCUCUUUCCCUCUAUAUGUUUGCUGAUUCAAAUAUUGUUCAUCACAAGAAUAAUCUAUUCAUCAAACAAUCCAUUAUUACAUCAUCAACAAACUUUUUAACUACUUUCUUGCAAACCUUUUAUUUGCCAAAUUUUGGAUAAUUUUCAGUAUGAAAUCAAUCAAUUUGAUUACUAUGACGCCUUGUUGUCGAAUUUUAAUCCCAUGUAGAAGCAAUUCUUUUCUGGGUCUUCCAUUCAAGAAGACCCAUAAUUUGUCGAAUUUCAGGCAAAAAUGUGAUUUUCAUAGCUACCCAUCUCGUAUUUUGGGCAAUGGAAGGAUUAUCAAUCGGACCCAGAAGCUGUUUUGUGUUGUGCGAAAUUCAUCUUGUGGUCAAUCUAGGGUUUUUUCAAGUAAUUGUAAUGGUAUUAACCCGAUUGGGGCCUCAAAGAGAGGUUUCCAUGUUAUUGCUAGUGUUGCAUCCGACUUUAGGAAUCAUUCAACUUCGGUUGAGAAAACCCGUGUUAAUAAUGACAAGAAUUUUGAAAGGAUUUAUGUUCAAGGAGGUUUGAAUGCGAAGAAGCCAUUGGGGUUGGAAAAUGCUGAUUUAGAUGAACAUGCUGCAACUGGUCAACAUGAGAAAGUUGAGAGCGUGAAAGAGGAUGAGGAGUCACAGACGGUGAAGGAAGCAUGGAGGUUGUUGGAGAAUGCUGUUGUUACAUAUUGUGGGAGCCCUAUAGGGACUCUUGCUGCUAAUGAUCCUAAUGAUAAAUUGCCAUUGAAUUAUGAUCAAGUAUUUAUUAGGGAUUUUAUUCCAUCCGCCCUCGCUUUUUUACUCAAGGGGGAGAAAGAGAUUGUUAGAAACUUCCUACUUCACACUCUCCAAUUGCAGAGUUGGGAGAAAACUGUGGACUGUUACAGUCCAGGGCAAGGAUUGAUGCCUGCAAGUUUUAAAGUCAGAACAGUGCCUCUCGAUGAUAACAAAUACGAAGAAGUUCUAGACCCAGAUUUUGGGGAGUCAGCUAUUGGCCGUGUAGCACCUGUUGACUCAGGCUUGUGGUGGAUUAUCUUGUUGAGAGCUUAUGGGAAGAUCACCGGUGACUAUGGAUUACAAGAAAGAGUGGAUGUACAGACUGGCAUAAAGCUGAUAAUAAACCUGUGUUUAUCUGAUGGGUUUGAUAUGUUUCCUUCUUUGCUAGUCACUGAUGGUUCCUGCAUGAUAGAUAGGCGGAUGGGUAUUCAUGGACAUCCACUUGAGAUUCAAGCAUUAUUUUACUCAGCACUUAGGUGCUCCCGUGAGCUGCUUUCUUUGGAUGAAGGAUCCAAGAAUUUGGUGAAUGCCAUAAACAACAGACUUAGUGCAUUGUCAUUUCACAUUAGAGAAUAUUAUUGGGUUGAUAUGAAAAAGAUCAAUGAAAUAUAUCGAUAUAAGACAGAGGAGUAUUCCACUGAAGCCACUAACAAAUUCAACAUCUACCCUGAACAAAUCCCUCAUUGGUUAAUGGACUGGAUUCCUGAGGAAGGUGGUUAUCUUAUUGGCAAUUUACAACCUGCCCACAUGGACUUUAGAUUCUUCACACUUGGAAAUCUGUGGUCCAUUGUGUCAUCUUUGAGUACCCCAAAACAGAAUGAGGCUAUCCUGAAUCUGAUUGAAGCAAAGUGGUACGAUCUUGUGGGUCUUAUGCCCCUUAAGAUAUGUUACCCAGCUCUGGAGUCUGAAGAUUGGCGUAUAAUCACUGGUAGCGACCCUAAGAACACACCUUGGUCAUAUCAUAAUGGGGGUUCUUGGCCAACUCUUCUCUGGCAGUUCACACUGGCAUGCAUCAAGAUGAAUAGGCUUGACCUGGCUAAAAAGGCAGUUGAUUCAGCUGAGAAAAGGCUACGAGUAGAUCAGUGGCCUGAAUAUUAUGAUACCAGGUAUGGUAAAUUUACAGGAAAGCAAGCUCGGCUGUACCAAACAUGGACUAUAGCUGGUUUUCUGACAUCCAAAAUGCUGUUGGAAAAUCCAGAGACGGCUUCCUUGCUAUUCUGGGAAGAAGACUAUGAUCUUCUUGAGAUUUGUGUCUGUGCUCUUAAGAAAUCUGGAAGGAAAAAGUGCUCACGUGGCGCGGCCAAGUCUCAAAUCCUUGUAUGAGUUAUAACCAUCAUUCUUUCGGAGUUUUAACUCAUUUUACGUGUACAGGAAAUAGGUAGGAUAAGUGUUUUUGUCUGGAGGGUUUUUUCAACCUCAAGACAUAAAGAAAAGAAGACGUAGUUUUUCACACAGCAUUAUGGAAUUACCAUUGUUUUUAUACACGCCAAUCAAUUGUAAUAGUACAUCAACUUAGGAAAUGAAGCCAAGUUCAUUUAAGGCAGGAAUUAGUCUGUAUAUAAAUUAUACUACGAUGAUUGGCAUGUUGUAUUUGUUUCUUAUACUUUGUGUAAGAUGCAUUGGAGUGAGUUUUUA